CAUUUCCGGAAGCGUGGUUCUCAUUGGGCCGUACGUACGGCUCUCCCUAUUGGCCGCUGCUACCACACUUCCGGCGUGCGCCGCGCCGCCGCUUCCUUUUCCGGUCGGCCAUUUUCCUCGGCGGGAGGCCGCAGCAGCCAUGGCGCCCAGCCGCAAUGGGAUGAUCCUGAAGCCGCACUUCCAUAAGGACUGGCAGCGGAGAGUGGCCACAUGGUUCAACCAGCCCGCGCGGAAGAUCCGCAGGAGGAAGGCCCGCCAGGCUAAAGCUCGUCGCAUCGCCCCCCGCCCCGCGGCUGGGCCCAUCCGACCCAUCGUCAGGUGCCCGACCAUCAGAUACCACAAAAAAGUUCGUGCUGGAAGAGGCUUCAGCCUGGAGGAGCUUAAACUGGCCGGCAUUAACAAAAGGUUUGCUCGGACAAUUGGAAUCUCCGUGGAUCCCAGGAGAAGAAACAAAUCCACAGAGUCACUGCAGGCCAACGUGCAGCGGCUGAAGGAAUAUCGCUCCAAGCUUAUCCUCUUCCCAAGGAAACCGUCUGCACCUAAGAAGGGAGACAGCUCACCUGAAGAACUCAAGAUGGCAACUCAGCUCACCGGGCCGGUUAUGCCCAUCAGGAACGUUUUCAAACGGGAGAAGGCCCGUGUUAUCACCGAGGAGGAGAAGAACUUCAAGGCCUUUGCCAGCCUGCGCAUGGCCCGGGCCAACGCGCGGCUCUUUGGGAUCCGAGCCAAACGAGCCAAAGAAGCAGCAGAGCAGGACGUGGAGAAGAAGAAAUGAGCUGUACUCAGAGCUGUCAAUAAAGAGACACGGAAACAGA
This is a messenger RNA of Coturnix japonica (Japanese quail), 815 nucleotides long. It is a transcript of the gene RPL13, whose product is annotated as ribosomal protein L13. The record is from RefSeq and is a predicted model, not a curated record. Gene Ontology annotation, molecular function: structural constituent of ribosome; RNA binding. Gene Ontology annotation, biological process: translation. Gene Ontology annotation, cellular component: ribosome; cytosolic large ribosomal subunit. Lineage: Eukaryota; Metazoa; Chordata; Aves; Galliformes; Phasianidae.